Molecule: messenger RNA, 1945 nt
Organism: Ictalurus furcatus (blue catfish)
Lineage: Eukaryota; Metazoa; Chordata; Actinopteri; Siluriformes; Ictaluridae
Exons: 2
Coding region: 330-947 (205 amino acids)
Source: RefSeq, a predicted model, not a curated record
AAUUGCUGUAUGUGGACUCGCCCUCAAAGAAAGCCAAUCCUGAUCUGGACUCCGCCCCACCGCGAUGCCCACAGCCAGUAAGGAGGGAGGAACCUGCAGUUUCAGAGGCACCUCCUCACGAUGAAGUGGCCCAGCCUACACCACUCCAUCCCAACCUGUCAGAACUGAGCCACCAACCCCCACCGAACUAUGCUCCAGCCGUCCUAUCUUCACCGGUGGUGUUACACACAAGAUCCCAAGUGAAUGGACCAACAACACUGCUGCCUGAGGGCUUCAGACCAACAAAAUCGGACAUAGAAGGGACAGUGCACGCCGUGGUAAAUACCCCAAUGCUAGAAGUGGCCAGAGAAGGAGGCCCUAUGCUAGUUCACAGACCCUGGACAUUGGAAGACAUCAGGAGCAGCAUGACACAUCUGCCGGUGCUCCACGAAGUAGGAGGACGAAAGUUUGGGGAUGAAAUUCAGAUAUUCUGCAGGGAAUUCAGACCCACCACUCAUGAACUACGACGACUGCUCAUGGCAAAACUUGUUACGGACUGGGUCAAAGUUUCACGUGAAUUCCCAGAGGAUGUUGUCCACCUGAUCAACCCACAGUGGGAUAAUGGAGUCAGGUACAGAGCACAAAUCAUGGCGCUCCAGCAGAGGCUGAUGAACACCUUUCCUGUGCGACUGGACAUGACAAAAACAGCGAUGUGUAAACAACAAGACUCAGAGACUGUAUCACAGUACCUGUCCCGGCUCACUGAGAUCCAUGACACAAACUCAGGCUUGGAGAAACCUGACGCUCUGGCAGAUGGGCAGGCGGCCGUCACAGCAUGGGAGGCACAUCUCAGAAACAGAUUUAUGAUUGGCAUGAAACCAGAAAUUGCUGCUAUAGUCAAACAACAAUGUAUCACCUGGGACACCAGAAACCUCACACCUUUCCACCCAAUGGUGGCUGCACCAUAACACUAUACUACUAGACAUGCAGAAUGUCCCUAUAAAACGAUGUACUGUCCUUAACCCUGCUACUCUUCUUCCAACACAGGGAGACGGGGAACUACAUGACUGUGUUGUAAUAACUAACAAACUCUGCUCUCCUAGAGAGCAGAGUUGUGUCUCCUAGAGAGCAGAGUAAGUUUCAUGACCUGAAAGAUGUUCUAUUGGAAAACUCACAUCUGAUCCUUUUUGUGGACGGGUUAGCGUCACGUGACCCAGAGACAGGUAAAAAUCGAGUGGGCUAUGCAGUAGUGACCUUACACGAGAUGGUCUGUCAGGAAGUCUCCCCUCAAACCUUUCAGCACAAGCAGCUGAACUGUAUGCCCUCAUAGAGGCAUGAAGCCAUGCUGAGGAACAGUCAGUAAAUAUCUACAUAGAUAGUCGAUAUGCCUUUGAGGUUGUACAUGAUUUGGGGACAAUUUGGAAAUACAGGAACUCCUGUCUCCUUAGGUAAUGCGCGAGCGGACCAUGCAGCAAAACAAGCAGCAGUAGCAACACUGCCGACUUCAAAACUUUGUGCAUUUUCCUCUAAAACAGAAACCACUCCUUUUUACAGGUUUCAGAGCUCCAAGUGCGAGCUACAGUGGAGGAAAAGGCAGUAUGGUGCAAAGCGGGUUGUUCCGUCAUCAACAGUGUGUGGCGGUGCCCACAAGGCCGCACUUGCCUCCCCAAAUACAUGUUCCCAUAUUAUGCAAAGUUGACGCAUGGGAAGGACCAUGUGUCAAAAGGGAGAAUGAUAGCAGCGGUAGCCAAGCAUUGGUUCACGAAGGGCUUCUGUAAUUAUUCUCAAAAUUUUUGUUUAAAGUGUUUAGUAUGUGCUACUCACAUUGUGGGUCGAUGUUUGAAGGUGGAACAGUAAUAGGACAGUAAGGGCUUCAGAGCACUCUCAUUAUUCUAUCCUGCUUUAUUCUAUCCUGUAUUAACCAUCUUUCUGUAAUAAACCUUUUUACCUUCAGAGGACGAGUCUA